AUGUUUUCUUCUGCAGGUAAGCGUUGCUUCACCAUAGAGUCCCUGGUGGCCAAAGAGAACCCUCUGGUGGAGGAUCCCAUCAGGCCGACGGCUCUGAGUUACUCCAACCCGGCCACGGAUGCCUUAAUGAACACUUACCAGGCUCCUCAGGCCAGGAGCCUCUACCAGGGCCCGGACCUGGUGUUCCCGGAGACCCACCCGUCCCUCACGGUGGCUCCUCACCAGCACCACCUCCAGCACCAGCACUUCUUUGCACCGCAGCACCGAGACCCUCUCAACUUCUACCCCUGGGUCCUGCGGAACCGGUUUUUCGGGCACAGAUUUCAAGGUGCCGACGUGUCCCAGGACAGCCUGCUCCUCCACGGGCCCUUCGCCAGGAAGCCCAAACGCAUCCGGACGGCCUUCUCCCCGUCGCAGCUCCUCCGCCUGGAGAGGGCCUUCGAGAAGAACCACUACGUGGUGGGAGCCGAGAGGAAGCAGCUGGCCAACAGCCUGAGCUUAUCCGAAACACAGGUGAAGGUGUGGUUCCAGAACAGGCGGACCAAGUACAAGCGACAGAAGCUGGAGGAGGAGGGACCAGACAGCCAGCAGAAGAAGAAGGGAAACCACCACAUCAACAGAUGGCGCAUGGCCACCAAGCAGCCCAGCUCCGAGGACAUAGACGUCACCUCAGAGGACUGAAACCCUCCGACAACGCUGCCCCGAAACCAAGCAUCAGAGGACCAACACUAUUUAUUAUGUAAUAUUAUUAAGUAUACCUAGAACACAUUAGAGGAAGGACUUUAAUAUGUGAUCGCCGCACUUCUCCUCACUGAGGUGCUACACUGGAAAGAAGAAAGAAAACAAGUUAUUUAAUGACAUGCGGAUGAGGAGAGAUCCGACCAAACGUGAAGAGAAACAACGUCAACCUCCAUCAUAGUCUGUUUUUUUUUUUAAAUAUUGUACAGAGGCCAUGUUUAAAAGGUUGUUUUCAACAGAAGCUAUUUGUUUCAUUAAAUCUGUUUUUACCACCUGCUUAGGUCAUUAACACCUCACCGCUCACUGCACCACCUGCGUACCAUGUUAAUCGAAAUGUCUCCUCAAAGACGAGAAGAUGUUGUCGCACCACUUUGACUCCACCCAGUGGGUCGGUUGAACAGGCGGGGGACUGGCCAGAGGAGCAAAAACAGGAAAUGAACAAUGUGUCAAAGUUUGCAGCAUGAUUUUUUUUUUUAAUUUCCACUUAUGACUUGACACCCAUUCCGUCGCUCUGCUGUGCUUCCUAAAAGAAGAUUUCGGCUCAAAGAAGGAGAUUCGCGGCCAGAUGUGCAUGACUCUGGGACAGACGAGAAGCUGCAGGGACCUCUGGGCUCCGGGGUUAGGAGUUGUGCCACAUAAAUAAAAGCGAGUUCCCCAGCUUUGUGCUUCAGCGUGGGGUGAUAAAUGACCUCUCCACUCCUUGAAUGUCUGCAGAUUUCAUGAAGAGCCGUGUGUAGUACAAAACCAUAUAUGAGAACAUACUUUUCA
This is a messenger RNA of Anoplopoma fimbria (sablefish), 1506 nucleotides long. It is a transcript of the gene emx1, whose product is annotated as empty spiracles homeobox 1. The transcript is spliced from 3 exons. Gene Ontology annotation, biological process: brain development; regulation of DNA-templated transcription; neuron differentiation. The record is from RefSeq and is a predicted model, not a curated record. Lineage: Eukaryota; Metazoa; Chordata; Actinopteri; Perciformes; Anoplopomatidae. Gene Ontology annotation, molecular function: DNA-binding transcription factor activity, RNA polymerase II-specific; DNA binding. The coding region runs from base 1 to 681 and encodes 226 amino acids.